GAUGAAAUAUGAACCCCAUCCAUGUUUCGUUAAAAGUUAAGAAAAUAUAUCAUCACUAUAUGAAACGAAACAAUCAUUAAUAUGGGCGAUAAACCAGAGGAAGGCAGCAGUUCCCUCCCUGUUCGAUUUUGGGGUCUGAAUCCCUUAUUUUGGACUCACAUAAAAAUGUUUGUAACGGAGGUGCAAAGUUUGAAGGACAACUCUGAUUAUAAAGGUGUGUACUGGUAUUCAAACAAUUUUCCUGUGGUAAGGGUUGAAGUUACUGGAUACAUAGUAAGCAUAGAUGUAAGAGAAAAACUUACAACCUAUGGAGUUGAUGAUGGGAGUGGCACCAUAUCCUGUUGUAAGUGGCACUCCCUUGAUCUGAAAGCAGGCAGAGGGCAAGAAUCAUAUGACCUUGGUCAGCUGGUGACAGUGCAGGGCAAGAUUUCUGUUUUCAGAGAGCAGAGGCAACUCACUGUUGAUCUGAUCUAUCCAGAGACAGAUCCUAAUGCUGAAGUCCUCUUCUGGCUAGAGGCAGUCAAUCUCAGUAACACUGUCUACAAAGAACCAUUCAAUCCUUCACUCGAAGAAUUUCAUGCAAGACAUAACCCUGUAUUGAAGGAAACGGAACUGAAAAGAGCUAUUUUGACACACAUUAAGGAAAAUAAGAUUGUAGCAUUCCAGUUUCAGAACUUAUGCUUUGAACCUGAUAUACAACAACUGGCAAGGGAAGCAGCAAAGCAAAAAUGUACCAGUGAGGAGAAAGCCAAAAAAUGGGAUGGCUAUCAUGAAGCAACAAAAAUAAUCCGGCAAAUAAUCAAAGAUUUUGAGAAAGAUGGCAUGGUGUAUCUUAAAGAUUCAAGAAAAGAUCUCUAUCAGGUUAUAAGUCAUGAACACAAUCUUGGAUCAGCCAUUUUGAAAGCAAUGGGAAAAAUUUCAGGACCAUCAGGUUUGUCUGUCUCCAAAUGGGCCAUCAUGGAUGUCCUUCAUUCCUCUCGCACGUUUCAACAUGUAACACUAAAACAAGUUGAGGAAUCACUUGACAAACUGCUACAGAACAGUGAUGUAUACAAACAGAGUGAGAAUGAAUACUGCUUAGUGUAACACAUGUAGUGUAAGAACGAGAAGUUUUAGUCAAGAGUUAAAUGCCAUGCCAAUAAACAGCAAGCAAACCAAGGAUCAGCUUUUAACUGACAGAAUAGUAUUUCAAACAACCCAGCAUAGUUCUUGAAUUUGCAAACAACAGAGACUAACUGCCCUGCAAACAGAGUUAGAAAGAAUCUAUGAUUAGGUAGGUUCUGUUUAUUUUAACUGGUCAGGGAUACAUACAGAGGAACAGUUUUUUUGUGUGUUUGGUAAGUUUUUGUUAUGAAUGUAAAGUAAAACAUAAAGUAACACAAUGAAAAUUCCAAAUUGCAAUGAUAUAAAGAUUAAUUUGAGUUGUGCUUAAUUAAUCACCAUCCUGUAAAUGACUGUUUGAUAUUCAAAAUAAACAAAUUGCUAAAAGUU
Molecule: messenger RNA, 1491 nt
Organism: Stylophora pistillata
Lineage: Eukaryota; Metazoa; Cnidaria; Anthozoa; Scleractinia; Pocilloporidae
Product: CST complex subunit STN1
Source: RefSeq, a predicted model, not a curated record